AUGACAUGCAUCUCGGCCGAUGCACCAACAGUUCGAGCAAGUACAGACAACAUGAAGAAUUUUCUUAGUUUUGUCUAUAUGAAUGAACCACUUCUUAAACAAUAUGGUGCAAUCAAAAUCGCAGUACCUACUGAAUUUCAAUCUGCCAAAAAAAAGAAUCGAAUAAAACUCAUGACUCCUUCCAUGACUCAACAGGUUAUGCGAUUAAAUCAAAAUGAUUUUAUCUAUUCUGUUGAUUCAGUGCCUUGUUUCAAUGAGAAAGAACAACAUCAACCAUCACAUUUAGAUGAAGCAGGUUUUUGGUCAUCAUUAUCUCAUUUUAAUUAUCCACAGAAAAUAUCAAGUGUCUCCAAAAUACCAGGGGCGAGUUUUUUUUUAAAACGUGUUCGCCGAACUGACUUGGAUAUUCAUCAAUUACCUCGUCGAUCACUGCUCAGAUUGUGUGAUAAAAAUAUUCUUCGUCAAUUUGUUCCAUCUUUGAUUCGAACACAUGGGCCUGGUGCGAUCUCACCGUUGGCCUCUGGUCGUCAACGUCUUCUCUCGUUUAACUAUCAUCACGAAGGCGGUGUUCGUUAUUGGUAUAUUGUGCCAGCAAAUGAACGAAAUGCUCUUGAACGCCUUUUUCAUCAUCAAAAGACUUCCGCUUGUCUUGAACAUGGAUGUAUACUGAUGGAUCCUCUAAUGUUCGACAAAUAUAAAAUUCGCUAUCAUAGGCUAAUUCAGCAACCUAAUGAAAUUAUCAUCAUAGGAGCAGGUGCUCUAUCUCAAAGUUUCACUGAUGAUGCAAGUUGGAGUGAAACAAUCGAUUUUGCACUGCCUAGCUGGCUCGAUGAUGGGCAUGCACAGGCUCAAAUAACAUGUGAUUGUCAAUUAGACAAAACUUCAAAAUCAGAAAUAAUCGAUACUAAAUUAUUCAGUCGUGGAAUCAUACAACGAUAUAUUAGCAGCAAUUUAAAUUAUCUAACUGAAGAAACAUCUUCAUCUUAUACAGAUAAACCAAAUCUGGCAAUGAGUGAUACAGCAUUAUUCUCUAAUAUUUCAUCUGGAUCUUUUGAUUUAUCAUCGAAUCAAGUAGCUGACUCUUGUAUGUGGAAUAGCGCAUUGGAAAUCGAAGAUAUUGACGAUGACAGGCAUUUAAAGUUAUUAAAAACAGCCGAGGAAGUUUCAUUGCACAUAGCAUCAAAUGGUAGUAGUAGUAGUAUUAGUAGUAGUAGUAGUGAUAUUACAGCACCACAUAUAUAUUCAACUUCGUUCGGAUCAAUCAAUGAUUUUUACGCACUCUCACCACCAAAAGAUUUCUAUGAAGAUAUAAUGGAAGCGAGCACAAGCGAACCUCGCUGUUUAUCUCUUCAAGAAAUUAUAGAUCUAUUAGCUACCCCACCAAGUACUAUUACGUCGACACAAUGUCAAACUGAAGAACUUAUUAAUGACCACACAAAUGUCAUGAGUUCUCUAUCAUCAUUGCAUAGUAGUACUACAGUCAAAAGCAUUGAAAAUUCAAAAGCGUUUAAAAAUAAACGCACGAAAAAAAACAGAAAUUCCUACAAAACUUUAGUAAUUCACAAUAUGAGAAAUAACGUGACUUCAGGCGACAUACGGCGUCAUUUUGUCGGCUGUACGAAAGACACAAUCAAACGUAGUUACAUGUCGUCACAUCUUAACUACGCAUUUGUUCUGCAUCGUAAACGCAGAGAUGCUGAGUAUAAUCUAAGACGACCUAUUAAUAGUCAUGUUUUUGGUUCUAAUUGCUACGUCGAAUUUAUGAAGGAAGAUUUUCAACUUUCUAGAAUAUAUCGAAAUGCUGAUGUAUGGAAUGUUAUGGUCAAAGGAGUACCUAUAGAUGUUACAGAAACGGAUUUACGUAACUUGUUUAUUGGUUGUCACUCAAUGAAAUUCAUUCCAGCACGUAUUGUUGACCAACGAAGACCACAUUUAGCACCAAGAACUAAGCAUAAAGUAUUGUAUGGAUAUGCAUUUCUGUAUUAUACAAGUAUUGAAGAAGCUGUCAAUGUGGUGAAAAAUGCGGACAAAUUUCAAAUUUCAAAUCAACCUCUUACAGUUACUUUCUAUGAUGCAAUGAAAUCAUCAUGGGCACAAAAGAAGAUGGCCUAUCUUUCUCAAUCAGUGAAACAUUCACAGUAA
This is a messenger RNA of Rotaria socialis, 2142 nucleotides long. The record is from the annotation of a GenBank genome assembly. NCBI's taxonomy places the organism in Eukaryota, Metazoa, Rotifera, Eurotatoria, Philodinida, Philodinidae.